Molecule: messenger RNA, 3053 nt
Organism: Schistosoma spindalis
Lineage: Eukaryota; Metazoa; Platyhelminthes; Trematoda; Strigeidida; Schistosomatidae
Source: the annotation of a GenBank genome assembly
AUGGAGUUUCAUUAUCCUUCAGCAUAUUCAACACCGACUACUUUAAAUCAUUUACAAAUGAAUACAAAUGAAAACAUAAUUUCUAUUCAAAAUACUAAUGAUCUAUUGAAUAUAUCAACAAAUUCAUUUCAUUAUAAUGUAAGGCAUAUACCAUCAUCAUCGUCAUCAUCAUCAUCAUCAUCAGAACUUCAGUAUAAUGAUAAUAUGAAUACAAUUGAGAAAUUAUCAAAUAUAUUAUUGGAUAAAGUACAAGAAGAAGUACAAGAAGAAGUACAAGAAGAAGUAGAAGAUGAAGUAGAAGAAGAACAAGAACAAAAACAUCAACAAAUAGAAAUAGAAGUACAAGUCAAUAAUCAUGAAGGAUAUGAAACAUUGAAACAAUUCGAUAUAUAUAAUAUAACUUCAUCACAAUUGAAUUUUGAUGAAUCAACAUCAAGUAUUGAAACAUUGAAUAAUUUAUCAAGUUAUUUUAAUUUAUCAAAUGAAUAUAAUACUCAUAUUGAUUGGUUAUCUCAAUUAUCACAAACAUCAACAACAACAACAAGAACAACAGCAAUAGCAGCAACAGUAACAGCAGUAGCAACAACAACAACAACAAUGAGUUGUGAAUCAAUUUUAACGAAUAAUAGUUGUAUAAGUCCAUCAUGGAAACAUAAUGAAUAUGUACAUUAUUCUUAUACAAAUUGUUCAACAGAUAUGAAUAUUUCACAGCAACAAGAGCAACAAUCACAACAACAAGCACUAACAUCACCUCCAUCACCAUUACCACCACCACCACCACAACAACAACAACAACAACAACAGAUAGAAUAUGAACAAAAUGAACAGAAAACAUUUCAAGAAUUUCAUAAUGUUCAAUAUAAUCAAUUAGAUGAAAUGUUAUAUAAAUAUCCAAUUCAUAAUAAUAGUUUCUAUGAUAAUAUAAUCGAAUCCUAUAAUACAAUAGAUAUGACUAAAAAUAUUCAAUCUAUUCAAGAAGGAUUAAAUAUUGAUCCAUAUCAUAUAUCAUAUAAUACUCCUAUUCAAUCAUUAGAUACUACUUAUAUGAAUAAUAAUAAUAAUAGUAGUAGUAUAAUCAAUAAUCAAUAUAAUAAUAAUGAUAAUAUAUUCAUGAAAUUACAUCAACAUAUUACACCUAUACAUCAUAAUGAACAAUCAAUCACAUAUCCUAUGACUUAUGAUGAUCAUAAUGAUCAUGAUCAUUAUGAUCAUCAUAAUAAGAAAUUACAAACAUAUCAAUUAAAUACAUUUAAUAAAUCUCAAUCUUAUUUAAUGAAUGAAACAAAAAAUCAAUAUUUCGAUUGUCAAUUAUGUUCAUUAGAUAGUACUUAUUCCUUAGUUACAAAAUCUCAAUCAAAUUUUAAUCAAUCAAUCAAUCAAUUAAAUUGGAAAAAUUAUCCUCAAACUAUCAUGAAUUAUCAAUGCAAUUCUAUCUAUGAAACAAUGAAUAAUAAUCAAUAUUUUCAAGAGAAUUCUACAAAAUCAUUCAAUGAAUCUUAUAUUCCAUCUUAUAAUCAAUAUAUCAAUAUUAAUGAUAAUUAUAAUGAUCAUAAUUAUCAUGAUAAUCAUGAACAAUUUAUGAUACAUAAAAGAAAACAAUAUAAAAAACAUGAAACAAUAAAUUAUAAAAAUCGAUUAAAAUCAAUAUUACCCCAGCAACAACAACAACGGUCAUCCCCAUCAUCCCAACAACAACAACAACAACAAUCUAAAGCAACAACAACAACAAAAUUAACUAAAUUAUUUUAUAUUACUAAUGAACAAUUAAGUAGUUUACUUCCAUUGAUAACAUGUAAUGAAAUUCAUGAUAUCCUUCAACAAUUUAAUCCAUCCAAUACAAUGGGACAAUUUCAAACGAUAUGUAUUAAUAAUAAUAAUAAUGAUAGUAAUCAUAAUUCAAUGAAUAAUCCUAUUUAUUUUCAAUUAAAAGAACAAAAAAUUUGGUCAGAUAUAUAUUUACAUAAUACUGAAAUGAUAGCUACAAAUACAGGAAGACGUAUAUUUCCAUCAUUAUCCAUUGAUGUAUUUGGUUUAAAUCCAACUGAUCAGUAUAUUUUCUUAAUGGAUAUGCUAUUAAUACAACCUCAUAUAUUUAAACAUCAAGGUGAUCGUUGGAUUAUUAGUAGUCAAUCGGAAGUACUAAAUAAUCCCCAAACAUUAGAUGGUAAAUAUUAUAUACAAGAAGAAUCCCCUAAAACUGGUGCAUAUUGGAUGGAAUCUGGUGUAAAUUUUACUCGUGUUAAAAUUACAAAUAAUAAAGAAAUAAAACCAAAUAAGAAUAUGAUUCAUGUUCAUAGUAUGCAUUAUUAUAUUCCAAGAAUUUCUAUUGUUCGUCUAAAGAAUUUUAUUGAUAAUCAAUCAAAUCCAUAUUAUCCAACAACUAAUUCAUCAGCAAUAUCUAAUCCAUCAAAUCAAUUAGAAUUAAUUGGUUCUUAUAUAAUACCUGGUACACAAUUUUAUACAGUUACAGCUUAUCAAAAUCCAGAUGUAAUACGUAUAAAAAUUAAUAAUAAUCCAUUUGCUAAAGGAUUUCGUAAUCGUCAAGAUACAGAUGAUUUUAAUGAUUUAGCUGUUUUAUCUGUUAUGAAUUCAAGGAACAAAUAUAUAACAAUGACAACAUCGAUAACAACAUCGUCAUCUUUACCAGUAUCAUCGAUUAAUUUUUCCAAAAACACACAUAGCAACUGUUCAAAUGAAAAUUAUCAAUGCUAAUUUGUAUUUGUAUUGUUUUGCUUUUUCUUUUUUGGUUUCUUUUCUCAAUAUUUCUCUUGUUUUUCAUAGUUAUCCUUAAACGUUUUGUAAAUAUUUGUUGAAUGAGUCUAUUUUUCAAAAAAAAACUACAUUAUCUUCUAUAUUUGCAAUGAGUUUUAUGAUUCAUUAAUCGUUCGUUAGUAUAAAGGGGUGGGAAAAUUUAACGUUUAAAUUUUAACUACUCAUAGUAGUAUAAAAUUUAAGGAAUCAAUAAGUAGGUUAGAAGAUCAGUAUAAGGGUUGUGGAGAUGAUUAAGUUUUUGAUUGAGAUGAUGGUGAUCUAACAUCAAUCGGUUCAUGAUC